CCCACCACGCAUCAUUCUUUCUCCUGAGGACCCCCUGCCACUUAAACAUGUAUCUCUCCAAGAUAAUCUCCGUCGCUGUCCUGACUGCCCUCGCCAGUGCUGCUGCAACACCUUCCAAUCUUGAAGCACGCCAGGAGAGUGCAUGCCGCCAGGCACAGUCUGGGCUCAAGCAAACAUCUCAAUAUUAUAAAUCGUUGGCCGAACAAUGGAAUGGCAGCGCACGAGAGGCCGUAAUACGGCUUAUUUCUCAGUUGGACGCUGAGACUACCAAAGUUGCAGAGACCUGCGCCAAGCUCGCCGAGGCAGAGAAGAGCGCACAUAAGUCUUACUCCGAUGCUGAAUCCGACCUAAGUGAUAGAUUCUCUUAAAGCGGUUGCAUUCAGGUGCAAGGUUAUGGGUAGCUACUAGAAGGCCCAUAGAGGAGGAUAUAGCAAGUCUAAUGUGCGAAGAGCUAGCGGCUCCUAAU
Molecule: messenger RNA, 466 nt
Organism: Aspergillus caelatus
Lineage: Eukaryota; Fungi; Ascomycota; Eurotiomycetes; Eurotiales; Aspergillaceae
Product: WXG100 family type VII secretion target
Exons: 3
Coding region: 48-368 (106 amino acids)
Source: RefSeq, a predicted model, not a curated record